CUGCUCUUUUGUCUUCAUUGUCUUUUCAGCUUAAAGAAGUUAGGAUUAAAGUUGGGCACCAGAUAGAGUUGUGAGGAUGGGACACUCUCGGAUUUUCCUAUUAUUGUUAUUUAUCUCAGUCAUAAGUGGAUACGCUGAUGAUAAACUCUCUGUGUCUAUAUCAUGGGUGAAUCCCGGAGACUCUGUGACUCUGAGCUGUGAGGUUGAACAUCCACCUACAGGAACAAAGUUCUUCUGGUAUAAAGCUGUCCCCAAACUAUCAGCACACUUCUACACCUAUGAGCUGCUGCCUGGCAGCUCCAAUGGGACUGAUGAUAAUUUCUACAUUAUCCAUGGACAGAAUAACACAACAGGAUAUGUGUGUGAAGCAGGAAGAAGAGAAGUAAAAUAUAGACAUCCAACUUUUGUCUGGUCUGCAGAUCGUCAUCCAACAGCGUCUCUCUCAGUGAGUCCUGACAGAGUUCAACACUUCAGAUCUGACUCUGUGUCUCUAAGAUGUGAGGGAAACUCUGCUGAAUGGAGAGUGAGGAGGAUUACAGAAACAGGCCACGUGUUAGAGUGCUCCGUCAUGAAUGGAUCCUCAUGUACCAUGAAGGGGAUCUUUUGUUAUGAUGGAGUGUACUGGUGUGAGUCUGAAACAGGAGAGUUCAGCAAUGCUGUUAACAUCACUGUACAGUAUUUUCCUUAUGACAAUCCUAUCCUGGUGAGCCCCGUCCAUCCUGUGACUGAGGGAGAUCCUGUUACUCUGAGCUGCAGAGAUAAAGAACAAAAACUUCUCUCCAAUGUGUUUUUCUAUCACAAUAACAAACUGAUCCACAAUGACGGCAGAGAGGAGCUGAAGAUCUCUGCAGUGUCAAAGUCAGAUGAAGGUUUCUACAAGUGUGAACAUUCAGGAAAGGAGUCACCACAGAGCUGGAUGGCUGUUAGAGCAAAUGUUUCCACUCCGGUCAGCUCUUUCUUCCAUGUGCUGCUGAUCAUUGGAUCAGUUAUUGGACCAGUUAUUCUUCUCAUUAUUCUCCUGCUAUUAUUGUGGCGCUGCAGAUGCUCAAAAGCACCAGGUAAUUCUGGUCCCUCUGACUCAGCCAAAUCCCCUGAUUACACUGGACAUGCUGCAGAUGAUUCCACAGAUGUUACAUAUUGUCUCGUUGAAUUGAAAAACAAUGACAAAAAGAGUAGGCCUCAUAACCCAGGGGACUGUACUGUUUACUCUCAAGUGAAAACAGAAGCAACAGAAAGGAGGAGCCCUGCAGCAGCAGAUGCUUUAUAUUCUGAAAUCAGUUCGGAAGCACCACUGGAUGAUGUUGCUGCGUAAGCUGCGUGCUGUGUCCUUUUGACGGUUACCCCAAGAUAAUUUGAACCAAAUAUUCACCUUCUUCAACUUUGAAAACCAUCAAUAUUUCAUGUGCUUUUGUUUUUUAUGAGACUAAGCAUGCCUUUAAAUGCAAUAUCAGGCUUUUUUUUUUGUGUUGGUGUGUAUAUUUUGUUGUAUAAUUUGAAGUAGCUUCUUUUUGGGACUUCUGAAUCUCUCUUUAAUAUUUUAUAUUGUUAGAUUUAAAUGUAUUAUGUUAUAACAUACAGUAACCAAACAAAAAAGUGAAAUAUUAUAUUUAUAAGAGAUUUUGCUCUCAUUUAAAUUUUCUGUUGUUUAGAACAUGCCAUUUAGAUCAGUCUUUGAGCAGUGAGGUGCUUGCAAUGCUUCUAUUUGCUGGUCACAUUAAAUAGAGAUUUAAUUAAAUUAUACAUAUUACUGUAACGUAUUUAAAGAUGCUUUAAAGAUGAAAGACUAUUGUUUUCAUU
This is a messenger RNA of Cyprinodon tularosa, 1797 nucleotides long. RefSeq lists its product as uncharacterized. Bases 77 to 1312 code for a protein of 411 amino acids. Lineage: Eukaryota; Metazoa; Chordata; Actinopteri; Cyprinodontiformes; Cyprinodontidae. The transcript is spliced from 11 exons. Gene Ontology annotation, molecular function: transmembrane signaling receptor activity. Gene Ontology annotation, biological process: cell surface receptor signaling pathway. The record is from RefSeq and is a predicted model, not a curated record.